Molecule: messenger RNA, 3289 nt
Organism: Haliotis rufescens (red abalone)
Lineage: Eukaryota; Metazoa; Mollusca; Gastropoda; Lepetellida; Haliotidae
Product: toll-like receptor 4
Exons: 2
Coding region: 59-2776 (905 amino acids)
Biological process (GO): immune response; toll-like receptor signaling pathway; inflammatory response
Cellular component (GO): membrane
Molecular function (GO): transmembrane signaling receptor activity; protein binding
Source: RefSeq, a predicted model, not a curated record
CUCACACACGAGUCAGUCUGCACGUGUAAGCACAGGCCGCGGGGUGCGUGGAAUCAAGAUGCACAGAUGUGACUCACUGCUUCUGGCGUGGGUAGUCUUAUCGGCUGCAGUCAAUAUAUUACCUUCCAUGGUCCACGCUCUGAAAGAAUGUCACCCGUGCACGUGUUACCGACGACAAGGGGAGAUAACUGCUGAUUGUACAAACAGAAAACUCUCAUACAUUCCUGCAUAUCUCCCCCAGAACAUUACCAAGUUAGAGAUAUCAUGCAACGACAUAGCAGUUCUGAAUGAGACGAGCUUCAAAAGAUAUUCACAGCUACGCUAUCUUAACAUGUCCUUCAACAAACUGGAUGACUUGGAUAAGGAGACUUUACUUUAUCUUCCUGACCUGAUAAAUCUGGAUCUACACAGCAACCAUCUUCGGCUUGACGACCGAUCAUUUCCACCGGGAUUAUUCAGGAAACAGAAGAAGCUGCAGGUGUUACUGGCUCACAACACUUCCCGCGUCGGUGACCUGGAUAUGAAGUACCCGGAUGCAACUUUCUCUGAUCUAAUCUCACUGAAAGUACUUCGCCUUGACGGACUCGACCAUCUUGUAUUCGGUGAAGGAUUUAGGAAACUUACACUCCUGACGACAUUAGUGUUGAGCGGGUCGGGGGGAACAUGUACUACACAGACCCUUUCUAACACCACAUUUAUCAAUCUGCCCACUAUCAGAUUCCUUGAUCUCUCCAACUGUGAAAUCACGAAAAUACAACCUUUCACCUUUGUCCCUCUCCGAGAGAUCAACACACUGGAUCUGUCGUACAACGUUGAUCUGACUUUCGGAACUCUAUCCCACGGCAUGUAUGGCACAGUCAACUCCUCACUGAAGGUCCUCAAACUGAACAGAGUUCACAGAAGGCGUGGCGCUGGCAUUGUCGUCUCUGUCAAAGAUGUCCAGUUCCUGACGGGAAGCCAACUUCAGGAACUUCAUGUUGAUGAGAAUCAGAUCGAGCUUCUGGACCUGAGCACUAUAGCGAGCUUACCAUCAAGCAUCAAAGUCAUCUCAGCUAAAAACAAUAACUUCAUCUUUGGAUUAUAUAUGUUGGGUUUGUCGACGCUUGUUAACCUCACAUGGGCCGACGUUUCCUUUCAGCAUCAGUCCCAUGUUAACCCUUUCUCUGUGGAUGAGAAAAGAUAUCAGUCUACGUUAGUCACAAUGAUUCAAGAUGGUAGUUUUGAUCCGGACACAUACACCUGUACAGUUCUUGGUCAGUCGGCGAGUAAAGGACCUUGUGACGACGACAAGAGACAAAUCCAAGCACAGGCUGAAAAAGACCUCGACAUCAACUUGGACCUUCCUCUCAGCAUGAACAAUAAGCCAGAAGGAUUACCUCCCUUGGUGUUGACGUUUGCGACGGAAGAAAUUACACUUCAAAACGUUUCAAACUAUUCAGGGUGGCCAGGAAACUUUACCAUGUCUGUUCCGCCAAAUGGAGAAUUCCUGAACAUAAGCAAGAGCAAGAUGAACUACGUCAUUCCAAGAUCCCGAUUUGGACCUAAUAAACUGAAGGUGCUGGACAUGUCCUAUAAUUUCUUCACACGUUGGGAAGGUCCAAUACUAGGUCUCAAUGCAUUACAGUAUGUUGACCUGUCUCACAAUUAUUGUGAUUUUAUUGGAGAUAAUUUUUGCAAGAAUUUCCCUUCAUUGAGAGUUCUGAAUAUUAGUUCCAACUACCUUGGCUAUUCUCUCAAGGCCAGCAGUAUCAACGGUAUACCAACACUAGAAGUUCUCGACAUAUCCGACAACAAAAUCAAUCAUCUUCCUACAUAUAUGUUUAAGAAUAUGGCUCAGCUGGUUCACCUGAACCUAAGUUAUAACUUUCUGACCACAUGGGACGCCGACAUCAGACACAUGGGGAAUCUCACCCUGUUGGAUAUUUCACACAAUCUGUUUGAAGAAGUACCACCAACACUUCGUUCUGAACUUGACGCAGCAUCUGUCCAAGGCAUGACUCUGCUGCUGGAAGGGAACCCCCUGAAAUGCAACUGUGACACUCUGUCGUCUCUGAAGUGGAUGUCAAGUCAUCUCCAUAGUGACCAACACUAUACAUGUACUACAUCCGACAAGAAAUUGGUUGCGCUCAACACACACACAAUAACAGACAUGACUCUGAGACUUGACAAAUCCUGUGCGUCCUAUGUUGGUGUCAUGAUAGGAAGCCUCAGUGUCGUUAUGAUUGCCGUAUCGCUGGGCGUGUCUAGUCUGGUCUAUAGGUACCGCUGGAAGCUAAGGUAUCUGUAUUACCUGACCAGAAGCAAAUACAAUAGGCUGGUUCCUGAUGGCGAUGAAGGGUUUGAGUAUGAUGGCUUCAUCUCUUAUGCAGAUGAGGACCGACAGAUUGUCACCAGUGACAUGAGGCAGAGAUUGGAGGACACAGAAGGACUCAAACUCUGUAUUCACGACCGAGACUUCCUACCAGGCGAAGCCAUUGCUGCAAACAUCCUCGACGCCAUUAGAUCGAGCAGGAAGACGGUUGUAUUGUUGUCCAGGAACUUCCUCAGAAGCCCCUGGUGUAAGUACGAGUUGGAGAUGACCAAAAUUGAGAGUAUCUACACUGGACGGCAGACACUGGUGGUUGUCAUGCUUGAGGACAUCCCUGUGAAGGACCUACCUCAACAUAUUUGCGAGAUCAUCGCACACGAGUCCUAUAUUGAAUACACGAAUGAUGAGGAGGGGAAGGAGGUGUUCUGGCAGGGUCUCAAGCGUGCCAUGCUCAGUAAUGUGACCUGAUCUUUUACCAAAGUGGUAAACGUCAAACCCCCGCAUCUCCUCCCACAUGAAGUAGCAGUGGCGUUAACCCAACACACUCAACUUACUCACUGUAAAUAAGUGCACCCAGUUUGCUUCUUGUUAGACAGUUCUAGACAGGGACAUAUGGCAAGGAUUUGCUAAAUUAUGCUUCAGCAAAGACAAUAUGGUCUUCAUAUCAGACUGUCAAUAGUGAAAAAAGCCUUACUUUUGUCAAUUGUUGCUCGACAUGCAGUGAAAAUGUCAUUAAUCAGGGCGGUAACAUUCCCUGUGACAGCCUCCGGAUUCCGUGUCAGAUCGAUAUCAGUUUAUCCCUUUAUGCAUAUACGUUCCCAAGAGUGAUCGUCUUGAAGGAAGGGUUGUCGAACUUACUGUGUUUCACUGUAAAUUACAAAGUACAUCAUCACAUCAUCUUUGUAGACUGCAGAUCAUUGUAAUGAGUAGAUUUGUAAAUAUUGAUAUAAUAAAAACAUUUUUUGGUAGCUAUUUUCACGA